Messenger RNA from Phragmites australis (common reed), 2746 nucleotides. RefSeq lists its product as uncharacterized. Bases 761 to 1945 code for a protein of 394 amino acids. NCBI's taxonomy places the organism in Eukaryota, Viridiplantae, Streptophyta, Magnoliopsida, Poales, Poaceae. The transcript is spliced from 2 exons. The record is from RefSeq and is a predicted model, not a curated record.
AUCAUCUCCAAGUUGGCUACUUCCUGUCCUUCUUUACGAGCGAUUUUGGAAGCAUCCAAGCUUUAGCAUUUUCUUUUUAAGCACUCUCUGAAUCGUUUGUUUCUGCCUCUGUCUGUCUACUCCUACUUCCAGUCGCCACCAACCAAGCAGCGAGGGAAAAGGAAAAGAAAAAAGAAAUCUUGGAAAGGUUAAAUCCUUGCUAGAUUUGCUCGGGAGCCGAACCCCCCUUUUGUUUCCGCCAAGAUUUCUCUUGCUCUCUGGGGUCGAGUUUGCAUUGCCGCUGCUACGAGUGUAGGAUCGGCCUCGGUAUGGUUCUGCCCCCUUCCCAGUUCGGCUCCUUUCUUGAUUCUGAGAAUUUCGCGGUCGAUAAUGGGGGGUUUCGCGUCAGCUGAUCCGAUUUCGGGCUAAUCUUUCUACCUAGGAUCCCCCCUUUCUCGAUUCCUUUCUGCUCUUGGCGUUGCUAUUGGAGUUGCCGUGCGGCAGAUUGCAGCAGCAGCAGCAGCAGCAGCACUUCGCAAGCCCCCUUCCAAAAAAAAAAAAAGAAAGAAAAAAGCUGCAAACUUUGGCUAUUUCCUCUUUCCCGGCCCAGAAAUUGCGCCAGGAAACUCCACAAAAACGUGCAACGCGUUUUGGCUGCCAUCUCAAUCCUCAUGGUUUGGCGAGGUUUUGAAGCGCAGUUCUUGUGAGUACAACUGCAAGGGGUUGGAAACUUGGAAUCGGGGAGCUCUGCUCGACCUGGGGUGGGUCUUUCUCUUCGGAGAUGGAGGGGAAUUUGCCACCAAGAACCCUGAUCCCGGGAUCCCCCUUCGAUUUGGAGGCGUCGAUGCAGCACCCACACCAGCAGCCGUUCCACUUUGCCCAUCCCCAGGUUCAAGUUCAUCAGUGCGUGUUCUCUGACCCCGCAGCGAAUCAGAUGCCGGAGUUGGGCAAUGUGGUGAAGACCUCGCUGAGCGACGAGGAGGACGGCCACGACUGCGGCAAGGCGGCGGCCUCCCAGUGGCACCGGGUGAAGUGGACCAGCGACAUGGUCAAGCUGUUGGUGUCGGCCGUGGCGUACAUCGACGAGGAUGUGGACAUGGACCACGGCACCAGUAGCGGGAGGAGGAAGCACGCCAUGCUCAAGAGGAAGGGGAAGUGGAAGCUGGUCUCCUCAGCGAUGAACAAGCGGGGUUUCGCGGUGUCGCCACAGCAGUGCGAGGACAAGUUCAAUGACCUGAACAAGAGGUAUAAGAGGCUGACCGAGAUUCUUGGCCGGGGAACAGCCUGCCAGAUCGUCGAGAACCCAGCGCUUCUUGAACGGGUGAGCCUGUCUGGAAAGCUCAAGGAGGAGGCUAAGAAGCAUCUGAGCUCCAAGCAUCUGCACUACGAGGAGAUGUGCUCCUACCACAACCGGAACAGGUUGUGCCUACUUGAUGAUCCGGUUCUUCAGAAAUCGCUGCGUUUGGCCCUGAGGUUUAGAGAUGAGCAUGGGAAGAAGAACUCAUUUGGUUUUGAUGAUGAGGAUGAUCAGAUGUUGUUUUCUGACGAUGACUAUGAAGACGAUGAGUUCAAUGAUGAUCUAGAGGUCAGUGCUGAGGAUUGUCAUCACAGAGUUCAUGGCACCAAGAAGCUGAAGCAUGAUCAUGAGGAGGCGCAUCUUUCAGAAGUUGCUGCCAUUGACAUGAAUAGACUGCUCUCUGAGGGAUCUGGCCGUUCAGCUGCUGAGAAGAAUACAAGUGCUAUGCAUGCAAUUCAAAUCGAGAAACAACGUCUGAAGAUAAAAGCUGAGAUGCUGAAAAUUGAGCAGCGGCAUUUGAAGUGGCUGAGGUUCAGCAAGGAGAAGGACAUGGAAUUGGAGAAGAUGAGGCUGGAUAACGAAAAGAUGGUGCUGGAAAAUGAACGAUUGGAGUUGGAGCUGAAACUUAAGGAAAUAAGGACAGGUAUCAAACCAAAGAGGAUUUGGUGAUUGCAGGAUGCAAAUGGUAGAACUAGAAACUCUAGAGUUGCUGGUCCAGUCGAACUGCUGCUGUCUCCGACAACUGAAAUAUAUGAUUUGCAGUUUUCACUGUUGCAGGCGAAAUGUCUCUGAAGACUGUAUUGUCAAAUGCCUCAAGAAGCGGAGUUUUGAAUUCUGACAUUUUUCUUUUUCGGUUUUUAUGCUGUCCAGGACGAAGGCAAGCUGUGCUUUCAGAAAUGUUUCUCUCCCCUGAUGUUCUAUGAUACUAUCAGUUGGAGUCGUUUACUUUUAUGCUAUAUCAACCAUCUUUUCUGGAUAUGGAUAACAUACGGGAGUACUAGCACCGGCCAUUCAUCUCUAUGAACUACCAUGCAUUCUAAUUGCUGUGCCGUGAUCAACGUAUCCUAAUGCCAGAGUGGCCUGGUACUUGCUGCUUUUCAGGUCCAACUGCUGCUAGUUGUUGGAGGAAAUGCCCUUCUCCUCGUUUAAGGCGGUAAAAAGCUGUGUGUUUAUAUUGUGAUACUUUGUGAGACUGGAGCUGUCAUUGUGUAUGUGACAAGCCUAUUCUAGUGUCUGACGCGGUAGACAGAGUGGCCUGGUACUUGCUGCUUUUCAGGUCCAACUGCUGCUAGUUGUUGGAGGAAAUGCCCUUCUCCUCGUUAAGGCGGUAAAAAGCUGUGUGUUUAUAUUGUGAUACUUUGUGAGACUGGAGCUGUCAUUGUGUAUGUGACAAGCCUAUUCUAGUGUCCGACGCGGUAGACAGAGUGGCCUGGUACUUGCUGCUUUUCAGGUCCAAUUGCUGCUUGAAAC